AUGGACAUAGGCACUAAUGAACUCACACGUCCAUUUCGAAUUCCAAGACGGAGAGCUGGUGAAAACAGUGCAGGGGAUGGCGUACCGGAUAAGGCAAAACGACUUCGUUUGGGAGGUCAGUCAGAUUCACGUUCUCCACUUGCUUCGACGUCUUCAGUUCGCAAAAAUGACUCAGCAUUUUCUAGUCGUAUCGUACCGCCUACCAAGAAGAAGACUACGCACGACCACCAGCAAACUCCUACACAUUCAAGGAAAUCGAAACCUGGAGAACUUUUUGAUCGAAUCUUAGAUUCGAUGGUGAACCCUCCAAAAGAACGGAAAAAAGAUGCACCUCAAGAUGAUGCCGAUGAAGCAGGUCCGAGUGGUAUGAUGGCUAAUGUCAGCAACAGCCCACCCAAACGGAGCACUUCUGGACUUACACGUGAAGAUUUAGAACGUCAUCAGAAUGACGAUUCGUCAUGUUAUGCCUUUAUGCAACGAGAGGGAUUAAUGGAGCGUUUGCUUGGGCAUAAAAUGCUUACAGGCCGUGUCGAUUCUCACAUUGUCCUUGGUUUCUUACCAUUUGAUCCCAAAGAUAAUUUGCCGACCAGAAAUCGGAAAAAUUCAAACAGUAAGGUGGAUGAUUUCCCAACCAUAUGUGAACCGCUACCUGUUGGUGUUGCAAAUGAGGAAAGACGGGGACCAAAAACACCACCCGGUUCACCGGGGCAUGAUGCUAAUUCAUCGAUGCUUUCUUCACGAGGUGUUGGUUCGGCAUCACCUUCAAGUCCUCCACCUCCUCCUCCUAUCGAUGAAACUAUUGCUUUAUCGGGGGAGGGUAGCAAAUUAAGAGUAGAAGAAACGCCCGAUUUGAUAGCUGAAAUGGCAGAACUUACGAAACUCCCACACAAUCAAUUAGCAGAAUGCUUGGGUGAAGAAUUGCAGAAAGCAAUGAAGCAGGUUGAUCACAAAGUUUUGCUAGAAACAUUGAAAGAUGCAUUGCUAAAGGUUGGAAAGAAAAAUGAUGAUCAGCAAGAUGGACAAAAUCAGACAGUUCCUAAGGAAGACAUGCACAUGUAUCCGGUAGAAAUGGAUCUAGAAAGUAAUAAAAGUGUCAGUGGAAACGGUGUCUUACUUCCACCUCCGCCACCUGCACCUUUAACACCACCAUCACCGAACAUGGUUCCAGCUUUGCCUGUUGGCCUUCCCACUACUCCGGUAAUGAUGGCUCCUACUGUUUUGCCAACACCUCCACCACCUCCAUCUUUGGUUAUGCUUCAUCCUGGCACUGCCCCUCAAGUUCUUGUCAGUACGUCAGCAACAGGAAAUGCUCCAUCACUAUACCCAUAUUUUCCGCCACCUCCACUUCACCAGCUUACUGUUGACCAGAGUAUCAACCCAUCUGCCAUUUCUGGGCCUCCUCAAACAUCUACUACUGCAUCUGUUAUUUUUGCUGGUGUACCGUAUCCUGCUAAUCUUGUUGCAACUUCAUCGCUAGCAGUACCGACAGUGCCAUCCUUGAAUCUUCCAUCACACGCACCAGCUGCAGCAGCUCAUCCUCCAGGAAUGGUAAGUGCAUUCCAGAAUAUUCCCACAACACCAUCUCAUGCUGUUGCAGCGCCUACUGCUUCUGUUGCUACACCGUAUACAAAUCAAACUCAAGCAUUUACGUUGUAUCCUGGCCCGUCUUCGCAGCAGUUACCGCCAACCACAGUCGCUUUUGCGUCCGGCAAUCAUUAUCCACUAGCGACGAUUGGGCACAACAGUCACCAUAGCUCAGCAAACAUUAGUAACAGCUCGACGGCAAAAGUAAAUAAUCACCCAGCUGUUAUAUUACCGCCAACAGUGCUGCAUCCGUAUGCUAGUGCUACAAAUUAUAAUAUCUCCGGUACCUCGGUAGCACCAUAUUCAGUACCUACUACUUCGUGUGCAACUACGACAGUUAGCGGCUCGCUGACAACAGCAACAGUUUCCCCUUUGCAACAGCAACCACACCAGCAACCUCCAAAACCUUUGUUGAUUCCAAAUUCAUCGUAUGGCUCUGAGUCACAUCAGACCGGGACCGGCACCUAUUCAACCGCAAACAACAGUUGCAAUUUCUCUGAAUUAAGAACAUCACAAAAUUUAUAUCACUCGCAGUACCAGACGACAAACUAUUCUCCAUCACUACAACAUCAUCAGCAUCAAAAACAAAAUUCUAAUCUUCCAGGAAUCUCAUCAGAUAGUACUGUUGGUACUGGUACCUUCAAUACACAUCAGCAGUUACAGUCAGAUGAAAAAUCUUUUUCCGCAAAAUUUUCACGUCCACCACCUCUUCAAAUGCAGACUUCGCUAGAAUCUCUACCCACAUCAAGCAGUGCAACAUUCAAUGGUGGCGAGAUAGGCUCAUCUCGAUUUUUUUCAUCUGGUACUGUGAAAGCAGAAUCUAUUUCGAUUAAUGCGGUUAUAGCGUCAGGUUACAAUUCUGAUCGUUCACUUCGUGGAGGCACUAUCAAUAACACAUCGGCAAAUUUUGACAGCUCGAAAUCAUCCGACGAACCAGUUUCAGUGCCAACCAGCCAGAAUGUUAUUAAAACAUUACUUUCUGCUUUAUCCAUUCCACAGAGUAGUGAUAGCGCUGCUGGUGCUGUUGUUCCAAAUAAUUCCGCUUCAGCACCUGAAACUAGCGAGGGAGAUCGGGAAGUUGAUUUUUGUUGGCCACCGGCAAAUAUGGAUGCUCGUUGGUCUCAUGAAUCUGAUCCAUCUGUAUCCGAAAAAGCGAAAAAAACAAUACAGCAUCAGCCAUUAUCAUCAUGUUCUAAGACUACGAAUGCUUCGCGGAUGAUGUUUUUCGACCAACCGGCGUCUGCAAAUUCGGCGGUGUUGGCAACACGUACGGGAACAUCACUGGUACGACCUCGUCCUCCAGUUCCUCCGCCGAUCCAAAACCGGAUGCCUCUAAACAGAUUACCUAGAGGACUGCCUGGAUCGUCACCGCUCUCAGGACUGUUAUUAGCGGGGCUGCGGGUGAGACCACCUUUUAGACCGUCUGGACUAGCAACAUGUUCACCGUUUCCCUCUGCGGCAGUUCCGCCGGUAAGACCACGGAUUACUCCACCUUUUGUUGCAAGACGACAGCCUUUUCCACUGAGACCUCCUCCGCCGGGAAUGCGCCCGCCUCGACCACCAUUUCUGCGAUAG
This is a messenger RNA of Acanthocheilonema viteae, 3159 nucleotides long. NCBI's taxonomy places the organism in Eukaryota, Metazoa, Nematoda, Chromadorea, Rhabditida, Onchocercidae. The record is from the annotation of a GenBank genome assembly.